AUGGCAGUUGCCACCCAGCAAGGUGAGGUUCUCCAGUUGGACCUUGGCGCAGGGGUCUUCCUGUCGGGCUGCAUGACAGCCACUGACAUCGUGCAAAAGUGCGACAUCAGUUUCAGUUGCACGGGACGCCCGGACGUGGACUCUUGGGUUGGUCAGGUCUCCAGCCAGGCAAUGGAAGGAAAUCUCCGUCACGCUGCCCAGGACAUUGGCGCUUGGUCUGCAAAACGAAUUCGAAAUCCUUCGUCCUUGCGCUUGCCAAGCAUUUUUCUGCAGCGUGCAGUGAGGUGGUCAAGCAACAAGAUUUCUGCACCCCAGACAGAGGCUCUGAGCUUUCGGCAGUUUUCACCUGAUGCGCCAAGUGAUGUAGAGAUGAAAGCCAGUCGUAAAGUGUACUUCGAGAUCACUUUGGAGGAACGUGACAGUCUAAAGUCAGUCGCUUGGAUUCCUGUGAGCCAGCCGGGGCAUCCGCACGCGGUGAGUUUGGCAGCAACCGCCACCAAAAAGGCACAGUUGGACCAAAAGACUCCACCUCAACGCAGGAGACGCAAAGCGUCCAAUUCCUCAGCAGAGGACUCGGUGCCAGAUUCCUCUGACAAGUCUGACAAGGAAGAAGAGCUCACGGGGCGAGCGGAUGUUGAAUUUGACGUGACCUGUGUGAGGUUCUCACAAGGAGAUGUUCUUGGAUGCCUCUACAACACGAAAGCUGGCCAGGCGAGCCUUUCUUUGAAUGGGAAGAGGCUAGAAGAGAAGGACAUGAAGGAAGCCAAAGGCCACCACUUCCCCGAGCUGGUUCUUCAUGGGGGACGAAGUAUUUGCAUCAAUUGGGGACAAGCACCUUUUGCUUUCGGCUCAUCGGAGUUUUGCCCGCUCCUGACGGCACUUUGCCGGCACCAGGGAAGACAGUGGAGAGCAGAACAUCCACAUGCAGAUCACCUUAGUGCUGAACUUGGAGAGGGCAUACCGAUUCAUUUGCAACCACACAUUGAAUCUGAUAUCGUGGACCCAGAGAGAUUCUACAUAUCACUUGGAGAUGUCAUUCUGAGCCUGGAAGAGACAGAUGCCUGGUUGCGACACGAGUGGGGCUGGUCACCAAAGUCCUGCUUCGUAUGCCAUGAAGAAGACCUAGAAGCUACAGAGAAUUUGGAGGACGUUGAACUUCUGGAGGACCUGACAGAUGUUUCCGCUGAUGCUCGUGCUGAAGAUUCCGAUGGUGAGAAACAGGGCAAGGUGAUUUUCAGCCUUCGACACCACACCCUGUGGAAGAUCGUUGCAGGGAAGCUCAGUCGCUUGAGCGAUCUCAGCCUUGCAGGUGGUGGGAGACAUGCUAUUCAGACUUCUGACGAGGCAGGAGCUCGAGAAGUUCACAAGCUCAUGCCGACCCAAGAGGAACAGCUGCGCAAGCUACAGCUUCUUGCACAGCGCGCCGGGCUCAGAUUUCAAUCUACUGGCGAAGACCCUGCUUUAGCACCAAUACAUGCCAGAACAUGUGGGGUGAAGGUGCAGCGCAAUCAUUGGCAUGUGCUAACUAUCUCCGCAGACCUUCCCUUCUCGAUGGUUUUUUGGCUCGAUGGGGAGCGCAUCUUGGAGAUUGAGCCUGGCUAUCCAAGCCUCAGAAGCAAAGGUCCUUUUUCCUUGGUCACUCAGAAUGGCCUCUCCUUCUUCGGGAUGAAAGGCCUGUGCUCCAGUUCUCAGAAGAAGUGGAUGCUUGGCGGUCGGAUACGUGAAGCUCGCAUUGCUCUUGGCCAUCUCCCUUCGAGGGCAGAGAUUUUGCAAGUGCAUCAGCCUAGAGGAGUUUGGCUUCGCAGGCACUCUGAAUGUGAACGACAAGGUCGGCAGACCAGGAACUCCUCCACCGCCAGGACAUGCUGGAAAUGCAAGACUGACAAGCCGAAAUCCGGUGUGGCGCCACCUCAGAAUCCGGAUCCUAAGACUGGCCUUCUCACCUUGGUCGCUGAUGAGUUCGACAAACUGGUGCUGGACAGUGAUCAUUCAGUCUUUGUGGACUGUACAGCGGAUUGGUGUGGCCCCUCCGUGCAAAUCAAACCGUUGCUGUACCAGUUGGCCAAUCUCACAAAGAAGCUUGGAAGUUCCAGUGAGGAUCGGAUCGUCGUGGCUAUGAUGGACACGGAUGAAAAUGAGGCAAACCCAGAGUAUUUCCCGGAACCCUACAUCCCCAACAUGAAGCUCUUCGUGAAGGGCGAGAAUAAGAGGUGCCCCGUGAAGUUUGACGGCGAGCGCACCCUCAAAGGGAUGUUGCGAUUCAUCGAGGAGAACACGGGAGUCAAAGACUUUGUGAAAGCUUUGUCUGAGGGCUACCCUGCUUACAAGGAAAAGCAUGACAUUGACAAUCAACUUGGAAGGUUGCAGAAAGCAGUUGAGGUCUUCUUUUCAACGCCACGCCCUCAGCGAUGCACCGUGAUGGCUUGCGAAGUGUACCAGGCAGCCGCGAGAUUUCUACUGUCUGGUGAGCUGGAGAAGGUGAACAGCGGCCCAUCAGCUGGCUCCUGUGAUCAGGUGGUGAAGGAUGCUUUGGCUGCGAUGAUCAAGCUGAUUGAUAGCACCUUGGAAGCGAGCCAGCCUGAGGCGCCGAUUCCGCUGAUUCUGGAGACGUUGAUCCAAAAGUCUGCGCCGACAUCGACAUCGCAAGUCUCCCUGGACAUCAAGCAGGACAGGAUGGAUGAUCGUGCCAUUGCGAGACACUGGAAGUACAUGGAGGAAGCCAUCAUGACAGGCAAGGACUUAGCAGGCAGAGUGCGAGGGCUACUGGAAGGUGGAUACCCUAUCGAUGGUGGGCCUUAUGGCUACUCAGGCUUUUGGCUGGCUGCUGCAUACGGGAAGCUGGACGCUGCCAAGUUUCUGUUUGACCAUGGCGCCAACAUGCACCUCCGUGGUUCGCGUGAAAGGCUCCUGCCCAUCGAAGUGGCCAGCUACAUGGGCUACAGCGAGCUGGUGCAGUGGCUUCUGGACAGCGGGGCCUUUCCGCGGAAGGCCCUCCACUUUGCGGCCAAGGGGGGGAAUUUAGGCAUCAUCGAAUGGGUGCUCAAGAAAGAGCCCAAGCAAGAGGCCCUAAGUCCUUUCAUCAACUCUCCUGCCUGUAUUUGUUGUGGGUGGACACCAUUGUCCUUGGCCAUCGCCUUCCAUCAGCUGGCUGUGAGCAGGGUGCUUGCCUCUGCGUUGCUCGCGUCUGAAGGCUCCAGAGAAGAUCUUGCAAAGGCCCUGCCCCCACGUGUUUGUGAGCUUUGCCGUGUAGACUUUGGGUCGACCGUUCUUCACCUCCUAGCGGCACAGGGAGGAUGUUGUGAAGACCUGGUUGCGUUGCUGCUACGCGAAUUUCCACUCCUCAACACUAUGAAGGACGACCUAAAUCAAACACCCUUCGAUGUGGCAGCCCCCAAGCUGAAACCAAAGUUCAAUGAGGCAUUUCUUGGCUGUUUGAAGUCAGUUCGACAAAGCCUCCUGUCUACUCCAGGCCGCAUCCCACUAGAUCAGCUGCAGAGGCAUGUGACUGAAAAAUGGGCUGAGGCAUCAAAGUCAGACGACGACUGGGCAAAGGUGGCCACAAUACUGCAUAAGUCAAAUGACCUUUGCAGCGCCGCUGCGAAGGAGUUGAAGAAAGAUAUCGCCUUCCCUGAUCUCAAGCACAUUGAGAAGGAGCUCCUGAUUGACACUGGCAUACAGGUUUGGUGUCAAGAAUGCUCUUCAGAAGAGAUAUCUGCAGCAAAAGAAGACCUCAUGACCCAAGCCCAAGAUGCUGAAAAGAGGAUUCGCAAAGUCCUUACAUGCGAUUUGGGGCAUGAUCCAGAGCAAGCAGCGGCGCAACAAGGGGGAAAGCUUGAGUUUAGCUUCGAAGAUAGCUCUAACAUCUCUUGCCAGGGCUGCGCCUGCUUUGCCACAGAUGAUGCGAGAUCGUUGUCGGGAAAGGCCAGCAACAUUGAACAACUCAAGGGCACGAUGGACAUUCUCACAGUGGUUUUUGAUUUGGACAAUUGCCUUUCCGUGAAAGUGAUGUUGAUGAAGCUGACAAGCGCUGAAGGCAUUAAACUCCUUGCGGCACGAAACAACUUCUACAUCCCCAAUGCUUUGGGCUUGAGGGAGCUGAUUUGUUUUCUUGAGGAACUUAGUGUUGUUGUGGCCCCGCCGGGCCAAGAAUUGAUGAGAUCUUCCAAAGGAGAUUUGGAAGGCAAAGCGGACAGCUUACAUGAUCGAGAUCCUGAUGGCUGGUCAGCGUUCUUGCUGGCGGCUCAACUCAACGACACGGCAGCUGUGGAGUGGAUGCUGAAGGAGGACAAGACCAUCGCAUUGAAACCGAAUCAGACUGGUCAGACAGCGAUGCUAUGGGCAACUUUUUGGAAAUCCAAGGAGAUGCUGCAACUCUUCAACCGCUAUUGCCCCUUGCAACUGACGCGAGCAGACAAGGAGGGACUGGCCAGACUCAAGGAAGUGCAGGAGAGAGCGUACCAGACCGAUGACUUGGUAGCAUUGUCACUGCUUCAGGUGGAUGCCAAUGACUUUGAAGCUGCCAACGGGACUGCUCACUCAGAGCAAGCCGGAACAAGUCUGCGUCGCCGCAUGGUAGAUGGCGUGGCAGCUUCAAUCACCAGGGCCAAGGUGUUUGUUUCCAAAGCCGGCAUCUUAGGCUUGAGCCUUGAGUUUCCCGGCGACCAAGUGAAAGAGUAUCCCACCAAUGCACACGAAGCUUUGCAGAAUCAAGCCGGUGAGUGGAAGUUGUUGCACCUGGAGUCCAAGCACAUCGUGAAGAUCCGCAGCUGGGAUUCCACGGAUUCUUCUGAGCCUUCUGCUCUUUGCGCGCGCCUGGAGAUUACAGCACUGCGCCCUGGUGGUGUGCCGGAAGUCUUCAGCUUCCCCAGCAAGUGCGUCAACAAUCCCAGCUUCGAGUAUCCAGCGGAGGGGACGCUGCAGGAUAGCCAGAUUGUGGAUUUGCAGUUUGAUGGCAAGGGUAGUUGUUUGGAUGUCACUGUUGCCCCAAAUCCCCAGGCCAGUCUCAAGGGUUUGAAUAGCCUCUUUGUAUCACCAAGCGCGACCGGGACUUUACAUGGGAAGGGCAGUUUGGAGCAGUUCCUGCUCGAGACCUUGCUUCCACAUUGGGAAAAGGAAUGGAAGAAACUUUGGCCAAAGCCAGCUAAAAAGGAUUUGCUGGAGUGGAGUGAUGGAAACUCAAUGAAGGGUUUGGUAGAAGCUGCCAAGUUCUUCGUUUUGAAGGCCAUUGCAGAAGGUUCGCCCGCCACGCCCCAAACCAUUUUUGCCCUCCAUGUCCACGCGCUGAGCUCGCGCAUCCCACGAGAUUGCCAGCGAGCACUCUCAAGCAAAGAUUCGCCUUUGCGUCACCUGUGGGCCCCCUAUGCUCAACACAUCUCUACCGCUUUGAAGGCCUGCCCCUUGUAUUGGGGCUAUGUGUUCCGUACGGAGACUUUCCUGUGUGACGGUGAGGCUCCAUGCGUCGCGGAGUAUCUUCGCCAGCACCGGAUCAAUGUAGGGUCCGAGAUCUCAUGGCCCGGAUUUGCGAGUGGCACGAGCAGUUCUCAAGUGGCCCGGAAUUUGCUUUUGGGACAUGACAUCGGAGAGAGACCGGACAAAAAUGCCGGUAUUGUCUUUAAGAUCAUUGAAGCACGGGCAGUUUCGGUGGCCCCCUUCUCGAAGUUCCCUGAGGAAGCAGAAGUGAUUUUCGAGCCAGGAUCGAAAUUUGAAGUGAAGGGCUUCUACAAACUCACGGAUUUCAUUUUGGAGGAUGGUGGAUCUGCCCUGGACUGGCAGGAGUGGAAGGUUUCUUUCGAUGUCAUCAAGCAACCUCAACUGAAGCUGGAAGCUGCUGGAAAGGAAAGAGACCUCGUGGUGCUUUUGCAGCAAGUGCCAGCUGAGGUUCCGCCCACGACUGGCUUCGUCGGCGGGAAAUGCAUUCGUCCAACAGAGCUUCGAGGGAUUCGGCUCUCAACGCUGGAGAGGAUCUGGCGGGAAGAGAUUGAGACGCACGCCGACCCUGGGCAUGACAAGACCAAAUGCUGGACCAUGCAUGAGGUGGUUGAGCACAUCAUCAAGAAGAAAACAGCAAAACGCGAAGUGAGCUAUUCGGAGUUGCUGGAAGAGAACAAGGUUGAGUACUUUGUGACGCAUUGGUGGGGCCAGGAGUUCCGACAUUUGGUUCAGGCAUUGAAGCAAUUUGCCAAGGGGCUCGGUGAUGGAACGUCAGACCCAGCCUUUUGGAUAUGUUCCUUCGCCACCAAUCAGCAUGAAGUGGAGAGAGGCAUUUCUUUGGCCUUUGGCCCUUUCAACCUUGCACUCAAGGCUUGCAAGCGAGUGGUCAUGGUUUGUGAUGAUGACUUUGCCACCUUCAGUCGUGCAUGGUGCCUCUAUGAGGCGAUGCGACCAGAGGGUUGGGCAGGACACUCUGCGCAGCUGUCCUUUCAACUCGAGAUGGCCCAGUAUGAAGCCCGCAGAGUGUCCUGGCACGGCCGUCAGGAUUUGCACUCCAAGGCGCAGUCCUGUGACACGAUGAAACUCCAACAGCACCUGCGGCAGAUGGGACUAGCAGCAGCUGAGGGAUCUUCGGCCGAGGACGACGGAUGUGCCUUGGAUGUGCGGGAUGAUCGAGGAAGGACGCCGCUGCAUUAUGCAGUUCGUUACAAUCCCAAGGCGGAUGAGGUCGUGGAGCUUUUGCUGAGAUCCCGUGCGGACACGGUGGCCAAGGACGAUCAUUUGGUGCAGCCUUUGCAUUGGGCCGCAGCUGCUGGACACUACGUCGCGGUGGAAAGGCUGAGCUCUGACAAGUCCAUUGUGGCCAAGGAUGACAUGGGCCUCACACCACUUCACUGGGCAGCACUAAAUGGACGGAGCCAGAUUGUGGAAUACCUGAUCCACCAGAGGGCUACUAUUGACGCCCCAGCACAAGGUGCACUUGGACGGACGCCGCUGCUUCUCGCAGCGGCAGCUGGUGAAGAGGAGGUUGUCAUCAAGUUGCUGGACCACCAGGCCAAGCUGACCACUGCAAAGAAUGGAUCUUCCCUUCUACAUGAGGCGGCGAAGCAUGGCGCGGCCAACGUGUUGAAGAGAUCUUUGCAAUCCUUCAGCCCAGAGGACUUGAACCGGGCCACACCCGAGGGCCUUCUACCCGCUCUUCACCUGUUGUGCAUGUAUGGUGCAGGAGCAAGUGAUGAGGGUGGACCGAGCCGGCUAGAAGCGCUGCGCCUGUUGUUGGAGCACCGCGCCGACCUUGAAGCAAGAGACUCACAAGGCCGCACACCCUUGCACCGAGCUGCUAGCGCCGGAGCUUCUGAGCUCCUGGAGCUCUUGUGCGUCCAGUUGCUGGAGGCGAAGUGCUCCUUGGAUCCAGUUGCCACGGACGGAACCACACCGCUCCAGGUGGCCGCGUGCUGCAACCAUCACUUAGUGGUGAGUUGCCUGAUCCAAAGAGGUGCCGAAGUCAACAAGCAGAACAAGGAGGAUAGAAGUAGAACAGCUCUUCACAUGGCGGCCGAGGUGAAAGCAUAUGAAGCAGCAAAGACACUGCUCAAUCACGGGGCCGACCAUGCACUGCAGGACACCCACCAAACUGAUGCACAAACUGUAGCCAAGGAAGCUGGUUACGAUCUUCUUGCUCUACUCCGGCAGAAGUUUCAGGCGCUGGCGCUGCCAAAGCAGAUGGAGUGCCCCACAAACGUGGGCGGACAUGCUGCCACUCACUCGUUCCUGAACAUCUCUGAUGCGCGGCUGGAAGAAAUCUUCGAGAGGUUCAAGGAGGUGUCGGGCGAGAUGAAGGUCCGCCACCUGGACGAUGCCAUGCGCGUCGCGCGGAUGAACCCGCAGGACUUCGAGGUCCGAAGGAUCCUGGAGGACCUGGGGAAUCCGGACUCCUUCAGCUUGACCUCCUUCAAGCACACGAUGAAGGAUGCCCUGGCGGAGUGGUCCUCAAGGGACCAGGUCCAAGAGUUGCUACAAUGCUUCCGAGUCUUCGAUCGCCAGGGCACAGGCGUCCUCUCGCGGCAGAGCAUCCACAAGAUCAUGGGCAUGGGCAACCCCAGCUUCUCCGAGGGUCAGUUGGAGGACAUGCUCCAAAAGGUGCACGGCACCAGCCCGAGCGGGGCUGUGCAGUACUUGGACCUGGCGCUCUUCCUCCUGGGGCCCGAGGAGGAGGUGCAGGAGGAGGUGCAGGAGGUGGAGGAGGUGCCGGAGCAGAAGGACAAAGGGCACUCCGAAGAGAAGAAGGACCUGCCGACGAGCUCGGGCGGCUGGGUGGCCACCUGGCGGACCAGCCUUGACGCUCCCGAUCCCGCCGGGCCGCGUGCUGACGAGUAUGAAGUGACCUUGGAUCAGACGAAUGGAAGCAGGAUGGGAAUCGAUUGGCUGGCCGGCGGCAAGAUGCUCAUCGUCCAAGGUAUCGAUAGCGGUGGCCUGGUUGAGGAGUGGAAUGAGAUGAUGCCUGAGCUAGAGGUGAAGGAGAAUCAUCUCAUCGUGGAGGCAAACGGAGUCCGUGGCAGUGCCCAGAUGAUCGAGGAGUGCAUGAAGGAUCAGGAGUUGCAUCUCAGAGUUCUCAGGGUGGACGAUGACGACCCCUGGAGCAACAAGGACUACGUCUUGGCGCAGGUCGCUCGGAACGUCUCCUUCCUCGAACAAGCCUCCGUGGAGCUCCGAGACGAUCCCGACGUGAUCCUGGCCGCGGUGCUCCGAGAUCCCUUCGACGCCCUGCGCUUCGCCUCGGAGAGGCUGCGGACCGAGGCGGGCUACGUGGAGGAGCUGGUGCGACGAAGCAAGGCCGCUUGGCUCGUGCAGUUGCCUGGCCUGGAACACUUCCGCGCGGAUUUGGACUUUGUCGAGCGAUGUGAAAAGGUGGCGGGGACAGGGCUGGUGUUUACCUACUAUGAGAGUUCUACCUGCUUCCUGAGCAUGCGAAAGGCCUUUAAAGCCACGGGGGCAUCGGUCCCGGGUGGCAUUGCAUACGAUGCUGUGAUGGCGAAGCUGGAGGAGGAAGGUGAAGGAGGCUCUGCUACCGUGUGGUUUGGAGAUGAGCCCGUCUUCGGCGUCAACGCCGACGAUGGGAAGUGGAGACAUCCGCCGGACGACUGCGGUCGUGACCAAAAGGAGGUGCCGGCCGAGGCUGAGCGCACAGGCAUGUGGAACUGCAAGGUGGAGGGUCGCAAAGGUGAUGCGAUGCCCAUCGCUGGGCGCAAGUACAACUGCUGGUGCUGUCACUGGUUACGCAAGGUUCGCGAGGCACACGAGAAAGGUGCAGUGAUUUGCUGCGCUAUCUCGAACAUCUACAACGCAGACUGGGUGCAACGUCAUGGCGCUGGGUCCUCGGAGCUCAGUGAUGAACAGGCGGCCAAGUUCAAGCAAACCAUACCGGAAGUCUUCAAGAACGGAAAGCCUGAUGGAUGGGGCAAGGGCCGGAUCCACGUGAGCAGCGGCCAUGACUACGCACGUGAAGCUCCGAUCCACCCACGCACUGAGUUGCCCUUGGGGGAAGGAUGUCGUUGGGAGCGGUGGGCCUUGGAUGGGCAGAACUUUGCGGUUUUCGCAUUCUUUAUGUGGAAUGCUUGCACUGCCGCCGCCGCUGCAAUCUUAUGGGGUCAGAGUAGAAGAGUUGUGGGUUGGAUGGAGCACUUGGUCAAGCAGUUGCGGGGCAUCGUGCGGUAUGUCGGCAAGACCCAGUUUGCGGAGGGAGUAUGGUUCGGGAUCGAGCUGGAUGAGAAGGCCGCAUCGAAGCCUCAGAAGGGGAAGCUGAAGCCAGAUGCCCAUGAGUCACCCCCGCCCCGUUUGGCCCUAGCAGGUCCAGGGCAUGUGCCGGACCCUUGGCAGCUGCGGGGCCGCGCCACCUUCGAAGUUGGAGAUGUCGCGUGGAUCGGACAGUUGCGGGGCAUGGUGCGGUAUGUCGGCAAGACCCAGUUUGCGGAGGGAGUAUGGUUCGGGAUCGAGCUGGAUGAGAAGGCCGCAUCAAAGCCUCAGAAGGGGAAGCUGAAGCCAGAUGCCCGGGAAAGCCUUCCCGUUCCAGCAGUGCGAAAACGGAAUCAGGCAUACCUGGCGGCGAAGGCACCCAUGAAGGUGUUUAUUGUAUGUGAGGAGAGCUCGCCCAAGGGCAAACCGACCGCUGGUUCAGCGUCUUCUCUCCAGAGUGUGCAAUCAGAAUUCGAGUCUGCGAUCAAGCAGGAUCGACCGCCGCGACGGCGGCUCAUUUUGGCAGCCGUGAACGAUGGCCUUGGGGUAAAUGUGGAGUUCCAAGUGGGCGCCAGACCAAAGACGACCCUUUUAGGACACAUAUGCCUUCAAGCACAGCACUUGCAAGGUGAGUUGGAUCUAACUCUGACAGCUUCGUUGCUUCGAGCCAAAGCUGAUCCCAAUCGUUUGCUUGUUGUGGACGGAGUCGAAGCACCGAUUGCUACCACGCUGCUGUGCCUGGAGAUCCACGACGCUCAAGCGAUGGCGAGGCCGUUGGACGAGCUGUUGCUCCUGGGCCUUGGAGAAGCUGGAGCUCAGGGUGAGAAGGUUUGCCACCACCACGGACCGUCAUCCGAAUCUCCAUGGGUCCUAGUUCUGCAAAGCGCAGAACAGCUUUGGGACAAACAUGUCGAGGCACUGACGAAAUUCAAGGCAGACAUCGAUGUUCGUUUUCAUUCCGGCGAUGCAGUUGCAAGCGCUCUGGGACACCAGAUUCUUGCCAACAAAGUGCAUGGUUGCAAGACAUUGCUGAAAUGCCGUGCUCGACCUGAUAGCUAUGUCGAGCAGUCCGGGAAAGAAGAGCGGCUAGUAGCUGUGGCACUUGCAGCUGAGAAACAAGUUGCUCUUGGCAUGGUGAGGCUUCUUUUGGACCGAAAGCCAGACAUGCAGGCAAUGAUCCAGUUUGAGGGUGCAUCAAUGACAGUAGAAACAGCUUUGAAGAAUCUGGCUGCGAAGGACAGUGACUGGCUCAACCUCGCCGCAAGGGUGCAGUUGACUCUGGAUGAUGAAAAGAGUGAUAAGAACGCAGAAGUGGUCGUUGCUGAGAAGGCCAGUGACAAGAGAGUUUUCCGGGUGACGCAGCUGAUCAAGUCUGAAGGAGAAGAGACUCUUGCUGAGCUCAAGGCCUUGGAUGGUGGGGGCGAGCAUCUUGAGAAACCCAUUCCACUGUCCAAGCUCAUUGCCUUGGAGCCACCCUCUGCGCAUGAGAGCAGCUUCGCUGCGAACAAGGACUAUGCUUUCUGGGACUUGCAUCAGGGAAAGGUGCACAAGAGCAUGAACGUGAUUGGGGGCUCUGUGAAUGUUGGGACUAGUCGCAGUGGGCGCGAUCGAGUCAUCGAAGUGCCCAAAGGCACCCAGCUGGAAUUUGAGCCGCCUCCCCACCUGCAAUAUCCGAGCAGGCCUCAAUACACUGCCAUCAUCGAGUUUCAAAUGAAGCCAUUUGAGGGAAUCACUGCCCUCUUGCACACAUCUGCAGAGUUGGGGGAAGCAGAACUGGUCGUAGAAGGAUCAACGUCGGAGAGUGGAAGUCCUCAACCCACGUUGAAGCUCAGGUCCAGCGGAAGUCAAGAGACGGCCUUGUCUGCGCCCUUGUCAUGGAACUCCUGGCGUCGUAUCGUUGUGACGCGGUCCGCUGAUGGAUUAGCAAGUCUGAUGGUGAAUGGAGAGGAGGUCCUACCGGUUUAUCCCAAAGCCAAUGAUUCCUCUGGGGUGCAAGAAGCCAUAGUGGAAGCGUCUUUGGGAACACUUCAGAGUGCCUUCCGAGUUUUUGGGUCGAAGCAUGCACAGGAGUCGUCCAAAGGCUCCUCCUUGAGGUUUGUGCUCUUGUGCCGUGAGGCUUUGGGUGCAUCAGCAGUGCAGAUCCUUCUCAGGAAGACCAAGCAGCUGAUGAAAUCGAUUCAACAGCAGCCACUUGUGCUGCAAGAAUUGAAAUUGAUGAAGAAACAGGCCCAUCCAAUAUUCUUGGACGCUUCAUUCCUCGGUUGCUUUUGUGACGGCUUCACCAAAGCCGAUUCGCAGCCUAAAGAAGUGGUGCAAAGCCAUCGGUUGAUUCUUUUCAUGUUCGAGACCUUGAUAAAGGAGAGUCAGAUGACGAAAGGCCCGGAUGUCGGGGUUCCGCUGGAAUUGCUGCAGCUGACCUACGAGCACCUUGAGCGCUCCUCCAAACUCUUUGCGAAGUUUGACCAGUUGUGGGAAUCAUCGGACAAGAAAGAGCAAGUCCCUUUGGUCAAGAACUUUCUGAAGCUCCUGAAUGAGUUGCGGUCAAGCCUAGCAGAGAAGGGAUCGGACUUCGGACCUUUGAUCAUCCCAUUCGGCCUGCACAGUGUCGAAAUGACUCGGCAAGACCGGCGAGAAGAGGAAGAGAGAACAGAGACACGUGGGAAACAAUUCGUUUUGCUUAUCUUGGAGAAGCCCGACGACACCUACCGUCUCACAGUUGUGAACCCUGGACAGGGUAGAGAGUUCCACAAGUCUUCUGUCCAGGGGCACCCUAAAGUGAAGUACCAAACAGCCAUGGUUCUUGAGGGCCUUAGUCGUGAAAAGGCAGAAGACGAUGCUUUUUGGCUGACUCUUUUUGCUGCCGUUCCCAUAGCAGGUCCACGGUCAGCAUGGCACCUCCUAUACGAUCUAUUCCUCCCCUUCCUUUUGGGUGCAAAAGGGGGGACCAAGAUGCUCGAAGAUGCGCUUCUUAGCUCCCGAGAUACCGAUUGGCGGACUCCGCAACAUGGCGGCGGAUGCUGGAAAGUGAUCAUGCAUGGAAUUCGCCAACUAUUGCGAUCAAACUCAGUUUCGGUGGCAAAUGCAAAGCUUCUGCAGUGGAGGCUGCGACAACAAUUCCUGCAAUUGGCACUGAAAGAUGUUGAUGCCGCUCCACGACUCAGCCACGGUCAGAGGACAUGUCUUCGCAUGGCUGCUUCGCAACUUGGGCUUGCGGCUGUGAAGCUUAGUGUCCAGAUGCCGGACACAGAUGGAUCUGGUUUUCUGAAAGAAGCCAAGCAGCUUGUCGAAAAGACCGAAGAGGCUCUAGCGGCCAAACCAGUGUUGCAUUCAGGAGAGCUUCCACUUGCUGAGCUGCAGCCUAGUGCUUUGACCGCGAGAGCGCAUGAGCAAACCACUGCUCAUCCCAAUUGGGACUAUUUCAUAGGGCCUCGACCCAACCCUUGGCAGUCACUCAGUGUACCUGCUCAGAUCCCAUUGGAUUUGUUGGCUUUGAGGGAGCGGGUGGAGACGGUUGAGGAAGCGAUUCAUGCGCUCUACACAGCUAAGGACGUUUGUCGAACACUCUCUGGAAUGCGCGAAGCUGGUCGGUGCAAGUUUGGCCACCUCCUAAUCGUCAAUGUUUUGCAGCAGCUUUUCACAGAAAUCGUUCCUACUCCACUCGGGCCAGCAUCUUCCCACAAAGAUGCCAUUUGGUCGUGCCACCGCGACUUCAAUUCUCCGCAUGAGUACCUGACCAGGCCGAUGGUAUCAGACUUGCAGCAAUCUUUGCUCGAACUUUGUUCGCAAUUUGCAGCAGCAGCCUUUAGCAUUCACACUGUAAGGGUGAACAAGGCGGACAGUGACACUGAUGCAGAGGUGCAGAGGGCACAUCCGAGUCGAACUUUUGAUUCCACCAUUCUUUGCAUCUUUGGGGCGAUAGCUGCCUUGUCCGACCGCUUGGCGCGUAUGAUUCCGCAGGACCAUCAGAGCGACUGGCAAGAUAAAGCUCGAAAGAGCGAGGAGAGCUCCUCUGGGCUGCCGCCGGUUCCCCUGAGCCGUGUCACUCAAACACUUGUUGGCACAGAAGAUUCACCCGGCUUCGCCAUUUUGAUUGACACCUUCGUAGCUCAGUCGGAGACGAUAGAGGUAGCCAUCCCUGCACUGCACAUGAGCCGCUCAGCAGUCAUAAAUUACUUUGAGGAAGUAGCUGAAUCCAUGGACUUGCAGGGGGAUCCAGCGCGUAUCCUGUUUGAUUGGGAGGAUGGGAACUGGCAGAUGUUUUCUUACGCUCACUAUGGCACUUCAGUCUUCUGCCGAACUCUUGCGGCCUCAUAUUUGCCUGCAGAAAAGCUACUGACAGGGGAGGAGCCACACCUGAUGGCUCAUUUUCCAGACUUCAGAGCGUUCAGAGAUGUUAUAUUUUGGUUCAAGUAUGCAUUGUGCACUGACCUCACAGUAUUUCCGCAGGGGUCCUUUUCACCACACACAGCGAGUUUGAGAUGGGAGUUUGAAGGAGGCAGAUACAAAGUAUCAGGCCUGUGCCAGACCUUGCUUGGAGGUGACAAGCAGGUGAUACCAUCUGUGGACGGUCGCCGCUGGCCAAGCAGUGCAGCAGCAUCCAACCACACUCACAGCCCUGUGCAGCGGGAAGACGACUUGCUUUAUAUGAGGAGUUGGCUGUUGGCAUUUUGA
Messenger RNA from Durusdinium trenchii, 14334 nucleotides. Lineage: Eukaryota; Dinophyceae; Suessiales; Symbiodiniaceae. The record is from the annotation of a GenBank genome assembly.